Molecule: messenger RNA, 1110 nt
Organism: Prosopis cineraria
Lineage: Eukaryota; Viridiplantae; Streptophyta; Magnoliopsida; Fabales; Fabaceae
Product: receptor-like protein EIX1
Exons: 2
Coding region: 1-1110 (369 amino acids)
Molecular function (GO): protein binding
Source: RefSeq, a predicted model, not a curated record
AUGCUUAAUUUGUCAUCACAAAUGUCAGUUCUUGUGUUGAUGCUGCUAUGUGCUGUCACAUUCCAUAGAAGCUUCUGCUGCCAUGACAGCGAUCGAACUCUGCUCUUACUCUUCAAACAAGGCGUUGUUGAUCCUUCCAACCGCCUCUCCUCUUGGUCUUCUACGAACCAACAUUGCUGUGAAUGGCAAGGUGUUAUUUGUGAUCCCUACACCAGCAGGGUCCAACAGCUUGAUCUGCACAACUAUAACUAUAUGGAAAGUGGCUCAGAAUCCUUGAAAGGUGAAAUCAACUUAUCUUCUUUACUUGCACUUGAAUUUCUAGAAGAAUUGGACUUGAGCCGCAAUGACUUUGAACGAAUAAACACACCAUCUAUCAAUACUUCUGUUGUUUCUCGUACUCAUUUACCUGCAAAUAUUUCUCUGCUCCAUCACCUGGACUUAUCACAGAACAUGCAUAAUCUUCGCGUUGAUAAUCUUCAUUAUUGGCUCUUGCAACUUCCUUCCCUCACAUAUCUGGAUCUCAGUGGCAUUCAUCUUCCUUGUGAAAUGAAAUGGAUUCAAUCAUUAGCUUUGUUACCUCUGGAGGCCUUAUAUUUGCGUGAUUGUAAUUUGACCAGCUCCAUUCUAUCUAUGGAACAUGCCAAUUUUAGCUCACUUUUAUAUAUUGAUCUCAGUCUAAAUGAUUUUACAUAUGGACUACCUAAUUGGUUGUUCAAUCUUAGCAAUGACCUCUCCAAUCUUCAACUCGGUCACUGCAGUUUGAGAGGUCCAUUUCCAGAUAUUUCAGGCUAUCGAAAGCUGCAGAACUUAGAUCUAUCUAGCAACAAACUCAAAGGAUCAAUACCUGAUUGGCUUGGCCAGCGUGAUGGAUUGAUUGGCCUUGAUCUUUCUAAUAAUUCGUUUCAAAGUUCCAUUCCUUCAAACCUCUUAAAUGCAUCAUCUUUAGCAAUUUUAAAUAUUAGCUUCAAUGACUUGAGUGGUACACUUCCGAAAAACCUUGACCUUGACCAAAGGCACUUUGAAAUUUUGGAUUUGUCUCACAACUCAAUUAGUGGGGAUAUAUCGAACAUGUUGCUGGAUGGUGGGAUCCUUAUCUUCUUUAUUGUGUGA